AUGUCAUCCGAAUCAGUUUUAAGCAAUGUUACUCGUAUUUGGAAGUCUGCUAAAACAACAGUUUAUCGACAUUUGACUGCGCUUAAAACACCAAUGAUGCUGAAAAUGGCGAAAGAAUACUUCAACUGUCACGAACUUGACGGUGUUGAACUUGAUAACAACGAUCAAGUGUAUGCUAGAGGUCAUCUUGAAAAAAGGCUAAUUGAUAAUGAAUUAAUGACACCUCUCCUUUCAUCACGUUCAUAUAUAUCGAAAAUCACACUUGGAUUUUUCGAAGACACUGGAUGGUACCGUGUGGAUUAUUCAAAAGCUAAUCCAAUGGGAUAUGGUAAACAUCUUGGUUGUAAUUUCGUUAUGAAAAGUUGUUAUGAGUAUAUGCAAAUUCAACGAGAAAGAAGACAAUGUUUUUACCCAUACUGUGAUCAAAUAAGCUUCAGUAACACUCUCUGUCUAAAGCAUGAAAAUGCAUAUGGUUUCUGCGAUCUGAAGCAAUAUUAUUCGCCUCUGCCACUUGAAUUUCAGUACUUUGAUAAUCCAAGACUUGGUGCAGCUGACCGUUACCGAGAUUAUUGUCCAGCCUAUGUGCCAUUUACUGGGACGAGAAAUAUUUAUUCAUACUGCAAUACUCCCGAAAAACAGUCUGAAGUUCACGAAAACAAAAACUACAUGCUUCAUUACUUUGGUAAAUCUUCUAUGUGCAUAAACCAUGACAGUACCAGACACUGGCAAGUGUCUAAACAACAUGAACUUUUCGAGGAAACUUCACCCAAAUCUUCAUGCAUGAGUCAUAUAUGUUCUGAGAUUGAAGGAUUGAUUUUGAUUCUUGAAAAUAAAGAACUCGUUUGUCCUAUUAAAGGUAAAUACAUUGAUUUCAGUCUAAGAGGAAAGUACUUCGAUAUUAACGGUUCAAUCAUUUGUCCACCAUGUAGAGAUAUUUGCAAAGUACGUUGUUUUAAAUUUUUAAUUUUAUCGUAUAAUAAAUGA
Schistosoma guineensis is the source of this 984-nucleotide messenger RNA. The record is from the annotation of a GenBank genome assembly. NCBI's taxonomy places the organism in Eukaryota, Metazoa, Platyhelminthes, Trematoda, Strigeidida, Schistosomatidae.